Mycena citricolor is the source of this 1458-nucleotide messenger RNA. NCBI's taxonomy places the organism in Eukaryota, Fungi, Basidiomycota, Agaricomycetes, Agaricales, Mycenaceae. The record is from the annotation of a GenBank genome assembly.
CUGCCCCAUGCCACCUUUUCACAGAAAUAACUGCAAUGAGUCACGUGGUCGCCCUAACGAUUUCACCUGCUUGUGAGUUCACCUCGGGCGAUCACAGACACCAAGUAGCCGCGAAAGUGACUCUUGCAUCAACUUCAAAUCAUUUCGCUGUUCCAACAACACCGCCGGCCGUCCAUCAUUUGCUGGGCCAAUGUGGUUUGUCCGAUCGAGACCAGUCGAGAAUCCCUGCGCUCUAGCGCAGGAGUCAUUGGAAGUGCCAAGUGCAGACGCGUAGUGAUGAGUGAAGUAGGGGCAAGCAUGUGUGUUUUGUCAGCCUCGGGCACGAUCGACUCGUGAACGAACGUCUAGGAGCAAAGGGUCGGUUUUUGCGGGGAUAGAGGCCCUUCGCGGAGGCGGCCAAGGUGGGCCAUCAUGCCUCAUCACCCUAAGCACGUUCUUGCACGACAGAAGAAGGACUUGAGAUGCGUGGGUAACAUCCGUCCAGGCCCAGCGCGACAGCUGUUGCCGUAUUAGUGAGACUCCCAGGGGCUCAGUGAUCCUCGUGGUUGGUCAGUAUUUUAUUUUGUUACGGUCAUGAUGCGGGCCCGCACAUAGAGUAUAAAGGCCCGCUGCUUUCCAGAAAUACGACCAACAUCCUCCCAGGUGUACAUCCCUCCAGCACAGAAGUAAAAGAGCUACUGACAUGUUCGCCAAACUGAUCCUUCCCUUGGUCUUUUUCGCGGCUCUCGUCGCGGGUGCGCCGUCCCAGUGCAACCCGACCAGGGCGUCGCCGGACCUUCCUGCGGGACAGACGACGCUCGUCGCACCGAACCUGCCCGUCAAGUUCGUCACGCUCGGUGUCGGCAUCCAAAACUAUACUUGCUCGAGCACCACGCUGACCUACACCUCCAUCGGAGCCAUCGCGUCGAUCUUCGACAUCUCUUGUCUCGAGGGUACGGUCGGUUUCGACACCCUCCAGGAGUAUGCAUUCGACGUCUGGAGCGAGGAAAAAGGGCUCGGACUGGUUGACGGCAUUGGCCCACUCUUUGGUGCUUCGCGCAAGCUCGGUAACCACUUCUUUGUGACCUCGCCGUCGGGCACCGGGAUUUCUGCGGAAUGGGACUUUUCCUCCAGCCUUGGGCCGGGCACCUCCUCGUUCGUCAUCGCAAGCAAAAUCGCUGACCUGGUCGCACCUAAGAACCCCUCGGUGAACGUGGAUUGGCUCGAGCUCGCUCAGUUGAAGGGUACCCUGGCCACCAACGUGUUCCGCAUCGACACCGUCGGGGGUCAGCCGCCCACCUCGUGCAAGGCCGGAUCGUCCAUCUCCGUCAAGUACGUUGCCAAGUACUGGUUCUACUGAGCUGCUCCUCUCGAGAUUUGUUCGCCAUGAUCCCUGCAAGGCAUUCAGUAGCGCUAGGGAUAUUUCUGGAUGAAUGUAUCGUUGAAUCCAGUGAAUUGGAAUUGAUUAUUUCCGUCCGC